AUGGCUCCUUCAACACUGACAAUCGACCCUCCUGGGUUGAUGGAUAGUCGUCCUACUUUCUCACAUGUGGCGACAUCCCUGGGUGACAAUGUUCGCUUCAUUUGCACUGCUGGACAAGUUGGAAGUGAUGCUCAGGGCAAUAUCCCCUCUGAUCGUACCGAGCAGAUCCAAUUGGCGCUUGCCAACCUCAGGCGCUGUAUCGAGGCUGCUGGAGCUACCGUUAAGGACAUUCAAAAGCUGGUAUACUACAUUGUUGACUAUGACCACACCCGGCGCGAUCACUUUCUCCCGCUCAAAGCCUUCCUGAAUGGUCACCGUCCCGCUACGUCACUUGUACCAGUUCCGAAGCUGUUCAAACCUGGAGUUAUCUUUGAGAUCGAGGCAUACCUGGCAGUACCGCAACGGAGUCCACAGAACGUCGAUGUCGUGGUGGUAGGUGCUGGCCUCAGCGGUCUCAGCGCCGCGCACCAGCUACAAGAGGCAGGCUUCUCUUGCGCUGUUCUUGAGGCGCGUAACAGAGUCGGGGGCAAAACCUGGUCAGUCGAUGCGACAGAUCAAGGCAAAUUCGUGGAUGUGGGGGCGGCUUGGAUCAAUGAUACCAACCAAUCCGAAGUCUUCGCUCUCACCAAGGCAUUGGGGCUCGAAACGGUCGUACAGAACACCACAGGACGCGUUGUGCAGCAAGACAUCGACGGCAAAGUCUCCACAUUCGUAUACGGAGACGUCCCCAAAGCUCUAUCGGAGCCGGGUGGCGCACAGAACAUGCUUGACAUCCGCAACCUAACAGAAGAGGUCUGUCAGAAGCUCGACGUUCAUCACCCGGUGCGGAUAGGCGAUGAUCUCGACAACAUGACUUUAGAAGGCUGGAUAGUUUCCAAUGGCGGCGGCAAGACUGCUCUCGCCUCAGCCACCGUCUGGACUCGAGCAAUGUUGGGCAUGGAGCCAAAGGACAUGAGUGCUCUGUUCUUCCUGAACUACUGCAAAAGCGGUGGUGGACUCAUGCAAAUGCGAUCAGAUCUGAAGAACGGUGGCCAAUACCUCCGCUUGGUCAAAGGCACCCAGAGCCUGUCGAUUGGCCUAGCAGAACAGCUCAAGCCAGGUUCCCUCUCUCUGGACGACCCGGUGCGCUACAUUGAGCAGAGCCCUUCUGGUUUGCACGUCUACUCCGCCAAGGGCAAACAUACCUGCAAAAGAGUCAUUGUCUCCUUGCCAACUCCUCUUUACAAGGACAUCGUGUUUAGUCCGGCAUUGCCGCAGGACAAGCUUGAACUCAGCCAAGCUAACAAGCUGGGAUUCAUCAACAAAGUUCUUGUUCGGUAUCCGUCGCCUUGGUGGAGAGAACCUGGGCUAACCGGCAUGCUCCAAUCAUUUACUGGGCCUGUCUCCGUCACGCGUGACAGCAGUGUCGAUCCAGUAGGGUCUUACUCUCUGACCUGCUUCGUUGCUGGAGACGCCGGCCGAGCAUUGUCAACACUCUCAAAAGCAGAACGUUUCAAGGUCGUCACCGAGCAGAUCAAAGCCACUUUGGGGGUCGCCGCAAAAGUCAACAUACCCGAGCCGACUGGGAUCGAGGAGCAUGAAUGGGCACACGAUCUGUGGGCUCAAGGAUGUCCGUGCCCCGCUGCACCUCCAGGAACCAUGACUAAAUACGAGCACGCUUUGCGGUCGAGUCACGGAAAGGUACACUUUGUGGGAACGGAGACAGCGUACGAAUGGAAAGGCUAUAUGGAAGGGGCGAUCAGGUCUGGAAAAAGAGGCGCUGACGAGGUGAUUCGAGCUUUGAAUUUGGCCAAACUGUAG
Cyphellophora europaea CBS 101466 is the source of this 1800-nucleotide messenger RNA. RefSeq lists its product as uncharacterized. Gene Ontology annotation, molecular function: oxidoreductase activity. The record is from RefSeq and is a predicted model, not a curated record. The coding region runs from base 1 to 1800 and encodes 599 amino acids. The transcript has 3 exons. Lineage: Eukaryota; Fungi; Ascomycota; Eurotiomycetes; Chaetothyriales; Cyphellophoraceae.